Trichomycterus rosablanca is the source of this 2725-nucleotide messenger RNA. RefSeq names its product heat shock protein 90, beta (grp94), member 1 (gene hsp90b1). Gene Ontology annotation, cellular component: perinuclear region of cytoplasm; endoplasmic reticulum. Gene Ontology annotation, molecular function: ATP-dependent protein folding chaperone; ATP hydrolysis activity; ATP binding. The record is from RefSeq and is a predicted model, not a curated record. NCBI's taxonomy places the organism in Eukaryota, Metazoa, Chordata, Actinopteri, Siluriformes, Trichomycteridae. Bases 59 to 2446 code for a protein of 795 amino acids. Gene Ontology annotation, biological process: protein folding. The transcript is spliced from 18 exons.
UAGGGCUGUUUGUGGCUCGUUUUCUCAUUUGGCAGCGAAAACUGCUCGUUUUCCCACAAUGAAGAGGUUAUGGCUCUUGGGGCUGCUUUGUGCCCUUCUUGUAUUCUCAUCGGUAAAGGCUGAUGAUGAGGUUGAUGUUGAUGGCACAGUUGAGGAAGACUUGGGCAAGAGCAGAGAUGGAUCCCGUACAGACGAUGAAGUUGUUCAGAGGGAGGAAGAAGCCAUUCAACUCGAUGGACUAAAUGCGUCACAGUUUAAAGAACUUCGGGAAAAAUCAGAAAAGCAUGUCUUCCAGGCAGAAGUAAACAGAAUGAUGAAGUUGAUCAUCAACUCUUUGUAUAAGAACAAAGAGAUCUUCUUGAGGGAACUGAUCUCAAAUGCCUCAGAUGCCCUGGAUAAGAUCCGGUUGUUGUCUCUGACCAAUGAAGAUGCACUUGCUGGAAAUGAAGAAUUAAUUGUUAAGAUUAAGUCCGACAAGGAAAAGAACAUGCUUCACAUCACAGAUACUGGCAUUGGCAUGACCAAAGAGGAACUCAUAAAGAAUCUGGGUACCAUCGCCAAGUCAGGCACAAGCGAGUUCCUCAGCAAGAUGACACAGAUGCAGUCCGAGGGCCAGUCCACCUCAGAGCUGAUUGGUCAGUUUGGUGUUGGAUUCUACUCUGCUUUCCUGGUGGCUGACAAAGUCAUUGUCACAUCCAAGCACAUUAAUGGCACCCAGCACAUCUGGGAGUCUGACUCAAAUGAGUUCUCAGUCAUUGAGGACCCACGUGGUGACACACUAGGCAGAGGGACCACCGUCACUUUGGUCAUGAAGGAGGAAGCCUCAGACUACCUAGAGCUGGAGACCAUUAAGAAUCUUGUGAGAAAGUACUCACAGUUCAUCAACUUCCCCAUCUACGUGUGGAGCAGCAAGACUGAAACUGUUGAGGAGCCAAUUGAGGAGGAUGAGGCAGAGAAGGAAGCUGAGCAAAAGGAGACUUCUGAGGAUGAGGCUGACGUGGAGGAGGAGGAUGAGGAGAAGGACAAACCUAAGACCAAGAAGGUGGAGAAGACUGUGUGGGACUGGGAGCUGAUGAAUGACAUCAAGCCCAUCUGGCAAAGACAUGCUAAAGAAGUAGAGGAAGACGAAUACAAAGCCUUCUACAAGAGCUUUUCAAGAGACAGCGAUGAGCCACUGAGUCACAUCCACUUCACUGCUGAGGGAGAGGUCACCUUUAAGUCGAUCCUCUUUGUCCCUGCUUCAGCUCCCAGAGGACUUUUUGAUGAGUAUGGCUCCAAGAAGAAUGACUUCAUCAAGCUUUUCGUGCGUAGAGUCUUCAUCACAGAUGACUUCCAUGAUAUGAUGCCCAAAUACCUGAACUUCAUCAAGGGUGUGGUUGACUCUGACGAUCUCCCUCUGAAUGUAUCCAGAGAGACUCUGCAGCAACACAAGCUGCUGAAGGUUAUUCGCAAGAAGCUGGUGCGCAAGACCCUGGACAUGAUCAAGAAAAUCGCUGAGGAGCAGUACAACGACAAGUUCUGGAAGGAGUUUGGCACCAACAUCAAGCUGGGUGUGAUCGAGGACCACUCCAACAGAACCAGGCUGGCCAAACUGCUGCGCUUCCAGACCUCUCACAGCGAGUCAGGGCCCGUCAGUUUGGAGCAGUAUGUGGAAAGGAUGAAGGAGAAGCAGGACAAGAUCUACUUUAUGGCUGGAACCAGCAGGAAGGAGGCGGAGUCCUCUCCUUUUGUGGAGAAGCUGCUGAAGAAGGGAUAUGAAGUGAUCUACCUGACGGAACCUGUGGACGAGUACUGCAUCCAGGCCCUGCCCGAGUUCGAUGGCAAGCGCUUUCAGAACGUCGCCAAGGAGGGAGUCAAAUUCGAUGAGAGUGAGAAGGCCAAGGAGAAGAGAGAAGCUCUGGAGAAGGAGUUUGAGCCCCUUACAACCUGGAUGAAGGACAAAGCACUGAAAGACCAGAUUGAGAAAGCUGUGCUGUCCCAGAGGUUGACCAAUUCUCCCUGUGCUUUGGUGGCCAGUCAGUAUGGCUGGUCUGGAAAUAUGGAGAGGAUCAUGAAGGCUCAGGCCUAUCAGACAGGAAAAGACAUUUCAACAAAUUACUAUGCAAGCCAGAAGAAAACUUUAGAAAUCAACCCCAAACAUCCUCUUAUAAAAGAAAUGCUGAACAAAGUCAACACCAGUCCAGAUGACCAGACCGCUUCCGACCUGGCUGUGAUCUUGUUCGAGACUGCCACUCUGCGCUCUGGCUACCAGCUGACUGACACGAAGGCUUACGGAGACAGAAUAGAGCGCAUGCUGCGGCUCAGCAUGAACGUCGACCUGGAUGAACAGGUUGAGGAAGAACCAGAGGAGGAGCCAGCAGAGGAAGAGGAGGAGGCUGAUGAGGAAGAGCUUCAAGCAGAUGAGGAUGCUGAAGAAAAGGAAAGCACAGAAAAGGAUGAGCUGUAAGAACUUGUGCAUGCAGUAGUGGGGGAAGAGAGGUCAUGGGAUUGGGUUUGGAGAUCAGACAGAAGCUGAAUCCUGACAGACCCACCUUUUCUCUCCACUGGAGAGAGAGAGUGAAGAGCGUGUGGGACUGGGGUUCAGGGCUGGGUUUUUUUUAAGGAGCUGCUUUUGUGUUUGAAUUUUUUUACAUUCCUCAUGACUGUAAAUUUGUUAAUAUUUAACUGACCUGGUUGUUGAGUGUAGAGUUCCUGUCAUGUGAACCAUUAAAUGUUUCCAGAAAUG